AUGGCGAUUCCACUCCUCAGAACUCCGAUUCACCAGUCAAACCCUCUGCGCUGCCGCUGCUUGCUUCCUAAUCCGAACUCAUGCACUGCAACUGGAUAUUCAACUCCGAAGAAGAAGAAUAAGCAGUUACUGGUUCCUGUUGCUGCUUCUUCAUCGGACCUCAAUUCCCUCCGUACUGACGCCGGCCGCCGGACCUGCGACGUUGGAAACAAUACCAGUAUCAGUAGCUUGGAGCCAAUACUUGCCAUCGGAGAUCCUCCAACUUUCGUCUCUGCGCCUGGCCGUCGAAUAGUCGCCGUGGGGGAUCUACAUGGAGACCUCGAUCAAACGAGAUGCGCCCUUCAGAUUGCCGGAGUGCUUAGUUCCGAUUGCAGCCGGGAUUCGUGGAUUGGUGGUGAAACGGUGUUGGUUCAGCUUGGGGAUGUACUAGAUAGAGGUCAAGAUGAGAUCGCGAUAUUAUCCCUAUUACGCUCGCUCGAUGUGCAAGCUAGGGCACAAGGUGGAGCUGUUUUCCAGAUCAAUGGCAAUCACGAGACAAUGAAUGUGGAAGGAGAUUUUAGAUAUGUGGACUCCGGGGCAUACGAUGAGUGUCUCGAUUUCCUGACAUACUUGGAUGACGGAUUCAAAGACGAUUGGGAUGAAGGUUUUAUCGGCUGGGUUCGUGCAUCUGAGAAGAGGAGACAAGAGCAGAAAGCGUCAGCUGGCAGUCAUUGGGGUCAAUGGAAUUUACUCAAGAGACAGAAGGGGGUUGUUGCUAGAUCGAUCCUGCUGAGGCCUGGCGGACCGCUAGCAUGUGAACUUGCAAAGCAUGGCGUAUUGUUGAAGAUCAAUGAUUGGGUCUUCUGUCAUGGAGGCAUUCUUCCUCAUCAUGUCGCAUAUGGGGUGGAGAGAAUGAACCGGGAAGUGUCCCAAUGGAUGAGAGGCGUUAGCUAUGAUGAAGAUGAUCCGUCCAUCCCAAGCAUGCCUUUCGUUGCUACUCGAGGCUACGAUAGUGUGGUUUGGAAUCGCUUGUACUCGCGUGAUCCCUCCGCUGUAGAUGGCUAUCAGAUGAGCCAGGUACAGAUGAUUCUCGAGGACACUUUGCGAUCACUUGGUGCAAAGGGAAUUGUUGUAGGGCACACCCCUCAAACUGCUGGAGCAAACUGUGAAUAUAAUGGGAGCGUGUGGCGUGUCGAUGUCGGUAUGUCGAAAGGAGUUUUCAAUUCGAGUCCAGAGGUGCUUGAAAUAAAAGAGAGCGAGACGAGGGUUUUAAGGUACAGAAAGGACAGUGUUUGUGAUGUUGAAGUUGCUGGUUACUUGUAA
Messenger RNA from Linum trigynum, 1302 nucleotides. The record is from the annotation of a GenBank genome assembly. NCBI's taxonomy places the organism in Eukaryota, Viridiplantae, Streptophyta, Magnoliopsida, Malpighiales, Linaceae.